Molecule: messenger RNA, 672 nt
Organism: Suillus paluster
Lineage: Eukaryota; Fungi; Basidiomycota; Agaricomycetes; Boletales; Suillaceae
Exons: 5
Coding region: 1-672 (223 amino acids)
Source: RefSeq, a predicted model, not a curated record
AUGGUGAAAGAUAGAGAAUAUCAGACUCAUCUCUCAUUGGCUGUCGAAAGUAAGGAGGUGACUGGACAUGUUGAUGGGGAGAUUUUGGAGACCUUAUGGGCACCAUUCAAUAAGAUUUCCCCAACUGCUCGGUCAAUGAGUCAUGCUCAUCGCCAAGAAAUUUUGAUGUGGGAAAUUGAUGAGAAAAAGGCUGUGGAAGAACGUGGGGAGUAUCUUGACAUCUACCAGUUGCAGAUCAACAAAGCCCCAACUAUGGCAGAGAUUCGGCUCAAAUUAACUGAGUCUGAGAAUGAUGAUGCCAGACAUCCAGGAACAGUAUCUUGGCUCAUCACUGGUAUCAAUCUGGAGGAUUUACAGGAUGCAUUGAGAGCAAAUAUACGACAACUUCCUAAUGAUGCAACCUCUGCUCAGAAAGCUUCUAUAGAAGAAAAGCGGCAGAGAUUGGCAGCCAGGAUUGCCAAAUUUCAUGAAACCGCCAAUGCUAUGACUGCUGGCAUGGAUCUUGAUAUUGGAACAGUGCCUUCUGACGAUCCUAGAUUCUGUCGUACAGAUAACGAUGGUAAUGAGUGGGUGGAGGUUUCAGAUGAAGAGAUCUCAGAGGAUAUAGAUGAAGAAAUCCUCACAGAAGAGAUGGGUAUCUGGAUGCCAUCUUCGGCAUCGAUGACACAAUAG